Messenger RNA from Capsicum annuum, 4088 nucleotides. Its product is annotated as MND1-interacting protein 1-like. NCBI's taxonomy places the organism in Eukaryota, Viridiplantae, Streptophyta, Magnoliopsida, Solanales, Solanaceae. The record is from RefSeq and is a predicted model, not a curated record. The transcript has 4 exons.
CUCUCUCAAAGAGAGUGACAUACACUCACAUUGCCACAUAGGCAUUUAGGUGGUAACUAUUUCAUUUUUAAGUAGUUUAGGGGUAAUAGAAAUCCUUAAAGUUGUUGAGAAUUUAAGUAUAGAUUGAAAGGGUAUUUGAUCAUUUUCUCUUUUAAUUUUUAAAGUGAGUAGCAAAAUGCAAUUCUCUCUACUUCACUUAUUUUGGGAGGCUAAUUUAUAGCUCUAGAGUGCUAAAACCUGCAAAUAAAAACAAUGCAUUCUAAGGGUGUGUUCGGAAUAGUAGAAAACAUUGCUAGGAAGAAAGCACUUAUUUGUCUAAAUUGAUUCUUUCUUAAUCCUUAUCUCUGAAAGCACUUGAUUUACAUGAACUAGAUAGGAAGAAAGCCAAUUCGAGGUCAGGAUAUUAGGAGAAAUCAUUUGAAGAUUUAAAAUUUUUGGCAUAUGAAGGUUGAGAAAGAUGUCUAUAUGCAUAUGCUAAGCUCUAAGCAUUGAUACAAACUAUUGUCAAUCUAAAGCAUGAGUAUGCUUAAAAGUUGUUCUUAGCCAUGAUGUUAAUUUUUGAACUUGCUCAAGGAUGAGCAAAAGUCCUAGUGUAGAAGGGUGAUGUUCGGCUAAAAGUAUAUAUUUAUAGUUAAAAAAAUUAUGUUAUCGCCUCAUGUCUUAUGCAUAAUUGUAUUGUUACGUCAUUAUCUUGGGUGUUUUGAGCUUAUUACGAGUUCUAUAAAAAAAGGCAGUUCGGUGUACUAAAGCUACUGCUAUGCACGGUGUUCGGGAAGGGCCCCACCACAAGAGUGUAUUGUAUACCGCCUUAACUUGCAUUUUUGCCAGAGGCUGUUUUCAAGGCUUGACCCGUGACUUCCUGGUAACAUGGCAGCAACUUUACCAGUUACGCUAAGGCUCCCCUUAAAAAGGCAGCCCGGUGCACUAAAGCUACCGCUAUGUGCCGAGUCCGGAGAAGGCCCCACCACAAGGGUAUAUUGCGUUUCUGCCAGAGGCUGUUUCAAGGCUUGAACCCGUGACCUCCUGGUCACAUAUCAUCAGCUUUACCAGUUUUAUGUGUAUAGAAAAUGUAUCGGAUGAACUCAACCAAAAAAAUGUAAGUUUGGUUUGAUUUAAAGCAAAAGAAUGAGGAUUGAAGGAUAGUUGGACUCAUCUGAGGUCCACUCCUUGCAACAUAGACAGGAGAGCCAAGAAAUAAGGGAAUUGUGGAGCGGGCCAGUCUCAUCUAGGGUCCUAGCAAAGUGAGAGUUUAGACAAGUCGAGCAAAAUUGUUCCAAUGAGUUUAUUUGAGUUCCUAUAGAUCCUAGCUCAUGUAAAUUUCCUAGAAAAGAUAUUGUGAAGAGGCAUCACUUUUGGGACACAUUAUUUUUGAGGUGAGAACACACAAGGAGUGAAAGUGACAAAAUUCAACUUCGAGUUUCACUUUCUUUGUUUCUUUUACUUGUUCGUUAUGGAAUUCUAUGCUAUGCUCUUAAAUAAUAUUAUGAGUAGCUAGAUUUCUUAUUUUGAUGGAACCAUUUGUAGGAUGGAUGUUAUUACAUUUUAAUAUAAUUGAGCCUUUGAAUUUCUCUACUUUUUCAACUAUGUUCUUAUUUUGGUUGAUUGAAUGACCAUCAAUUACAUGAACCUAUUUAUUAUGUAUUGCUGAAUCCAUAUUUAGAUAGUUGUUGAACAACUUCAUUUCUUAGGUAUAUGAGAGAUACCAUUAUAUGGUAUAGUUAUAGGAUUUCCAAUAGUGUAAAGAUGUAAAUAUUAGAUCUUAAAAUAUAUGGGGUCUAUCCAUAAUUUAAUUUUAGCACUAGGAUGUUUAGUGUAAUUAAUCCAAAAUUAAAAGAUUUUCAGAAUCCAAUUCCAUUUUGCACAGUAUAUAAGCAUAAUAACCUCCAUUGUGCAAGCUUCUCAAAUUCUCCGUCACUCUCUGAACACACCUGUCAAGCUACUCAACACCUGAAAGAAAAGAUGAUAAUCUCUAAGCUUUGUUCGUGAAUUCCAGCUUUGUUGUAAAAUGAGAGAGAAGAACAGAGCCCAUCGAAGGCCACUAAAUUGUCAGAUGGGUUCAUCCCAACAAUUUCAGAAUGGUGUAUUUGAUGCUAAUGGAUGGGGCUACUGUAAAGAGGAACAGUUGGAAAAUAUCUUGUUAACGAAUUUGGAUUAUAUGUACAAUUGGGCUAUUGCAAAGCUUGUGUCUUUGGGUUAUGAUGAAGAAGUGGCUAUGAAAGCUAUACUUAGAAAUGGCUACUCUUAUGGUGAUGUGGAUGUUUUAACUGAUUUAUUGCAUAACUCAUUGUCUUAUUUGAGUAAUGAAAAUGUUGAGGAUACCGAGCAUAGCUUUGCUGAUUUGAGGCAGUUAGAGGAGUGUUUAUUGGCUGGUAUGGUGUGUUUGUUGGAGCAAGUUAACCCACAUUUGAGUAAAGGAGAUGCAAUGUGGUAUUUGCUUAGGAGUGAUCUUCAUGUUGGUCGGGCUUGUAUGAUAGAAAUUCCGGUUCGUCCUCCCCAACAUGGGAAUGGCUCGGCUAGUGUCCCGGUUAGUAGCACUAGUAAUGUGGUUGGGGUUUCCGGAAUGGAGGGGCUUACCUCAGGAUCUUUGCAAAGGGAGAUAGAGUGUCCAGAGAAGUUUAAUCUCACACCUUCAAUGAAAGAUUUGUUGAAGAGGAACGUCUCAGCUUUUGCUGCUGGAUUAAGGGCAAACUCCAAGUAUGUGCAAAAUCAGUCCCAAGCUUGUCCUACUUCUUUGUCUGGUGGGGACCUGCCAAGUGGAAGCACAUCAGUGUUUGAAGGUGGACUUGUGCAGUCUUCUAAAUCUCAGAAUCUGGAAAACCAAGACGUAGUUAGCUCUCUCUUAACAAAGUUCCAUAAUUUGAAUCUCGAUGAGAAUUCGGAGCAGUUGGCCCAGAAGGACGAGAUGAUUCUGAAAUUGAUCCGUCAAAUAAAGGACUUAGAAAGGCAGGCGAAGGAGAAAAAAGUGUGGGCCCACCAGAAGGCAAUGCAAGCUGCAAGGAAGCUCAGUAAUGACUUAACGGAGCUUAAAAUGUUGCGGAUGAAAAGGGAGGAGACUCAAAGACUUAAGAAGGAUAAGCAGGUCAUCAGUAACACUACCACGAACAGUUUGGCACAUAUGGGGACUGCUCUACGGGAAGCAAUUGACCAAGCUCACUGUGCAAACCUGACAAUAAAAAAGCUUGAGAAUGAAUAUACUGAAACUAGCGCAGAGUUGGAGGCUUACAAGUUAAGUGCAUCAGAAUCAGCAGCAACCUGCUUGGAGGUUGUUAAAAGGGAAAAGAAGUGCCAAAAGAAGCUUGGAGCUUUGGGAAAAUAGAAAAACUAGCUGCACGAGGAUAUUGUUGCUGAGAAGAGGAAGAUCUCAGAUCUGAAGCAGCAAUUCGUUGAACUUGAAGCAGCUCAAAAGGAAGCUGAGGCGGAGUGGAGGCGGGAACAGAGGGCUAUGGAGCAAGCCAUGCUACAAGUAGAGGAGGAGCGGCGCCUCAAGGAAGCAGCUGAGGCUACAAAUAAAAAAAAUCUUGAGGCUUUGCGCCUUAGGAUAGAAACAGAUUUCCAGCGGCACAAGGAUGACAUCCAACGUCUUGAACAAGAUCUGUCUCGGCUUAAAGCAUCUAAUGAGCUUCCGGAAGGAGAUGGUGCAAGGAUGUUGCAUGAUUUUGAUAGCUUGGAUGUUAGCCGUGAUAGGGAAUGCAUAAUUUGCAUGAAGGCUGAAGUUUCAGUUGUCUUCUUACCUUGCGCUCAUCAGGUUCUAUGUGCAAACUGCAAUGACAACUACGGGGAGAAGGGAAGAGCUAUAUGUCCCUGCUGCCGGGUUCCAAUUGAACAGAGAAUCCGGGUCUUUGGUAUAACUCCGUAGGCCCUCGUUCAAGCUUUAUUUGAAAAUGGGCUGCUCAUGAACUGUCUUUUAAGAAAAAAAAAAGAACCAUGUUUCCUUCUCUCAACAGGGUUGAACAAUAUUCUGGAUUGAAUCAGCAAUACACUCGAAGAACUUGUUUGAUUCUCCGUAUAUAAAUAGUUAAGGAAAGAGGGGUGUGCAAGUAAAUAAGAGCCAGACCAAGUGGGAGGGAAGGUACAUACUGUUACUGCAA